AUGUCGUGCUGCAGAGACAGUGAAGAUGCAGCAGGGGGGAGCAUCCUGUACAGCAUCCUGAACAGAGGCGCUAAGUGCCCGCAGGCACACUUGGAGACGCCCGCUGCGCAACAGCUUUGCUCCUGCGCGUCCAAGAGGAAGCUGGUUGUGAUUCGGGCUCCGCAAUUAGUUUUCAAAGCAGCCUCGGAGGUACUUGUGAAAACUUUCAACUUCGUGAAAAAUGUGCCGUGUUUUCGCGGCUUGCCGGCGGAAGACCAGCUACGGCUGGUCCGCAACAGCUGGGCGCCGCUGCUGGUUUUGGGCAUGGUGCAGUACUCCGUGGACUUCGACACGGUUGAGACGCAGCAGCCAAGUCUGUUACACAGGAUUUUAACGCACAGCAAGGAGCGACAGCUGCGCGCUCCGACCGAGAUUCAAGACCCAGGAGUGCCCGUGAGUGAUGCAGAGGGGAUCCAAAUGUUUCUGGUCCAGUGUAGAAGACUGAGGAUCAGCGUCAGAGAACACGCCUUUCUGAAGGGAGCGAUACUAUUCAGCCCGGUAACAGAGUUGGAGUGUCGGGAGUACAUCCACGCGCUUCAGAGCGAGGCUGAGCACGCGCUUUACGAGCACGUGAGAACGGUGCACCGGGGUGACACCGGCCGGUUCGGCAGACUGCGCGCGGCCCUGAACACGCUGCGGGCCAUGGACCCGAAUGCUGUGGCAGCACUCUUCUUCAGAUCCGGGACCGGCAGCAUUGAUGAACACGUGCUCGCUUUGUUUUAUGAACGAUGGAGUCCAAAAUAA
This is a messenger RNA of Cottoperca gobio, 783 nucleotides long. Its product is annotated as nuclear receptor subfamily 0 group B member 1-like. Gene Ontology annotation, molecular function: transcription factor binding; transcription corepressor activity. Gene Ontology annotation, biological process: negative regulation of transcription by RNA polymerase II. NCBI's taxonomy places the organism in Eukaryota, Metazoa, Chordata, Actinopteri, Perciformes, Bovichtidae. Gene Ontology annotation, cellular component: cytoplasm; nucleus. The transcript has 2 exons. Bases 1 to 783 code for a protein of 260 amino acids. The record is from RefSeq and is a predicted model, not a curated record.